AUGGAAGAGAAUUUAGUUAAUGAUGUGAUAGUUUUGUAUAAGGACAAGAAAUGGAGAGACAUAGUAGAAAAGUAUCAUGAUCACCCGGAAAGAAAUAAAUUGCUCUGGGUGUACCCGUCUGAGAACAAUUUCCGGUUUAUCAAGGAGUGUUUGCAGCAGCUCGGCUGUGACAAGAUCAUGAGUGUCGGGUGCGGCAGCGGACUGCUGGAGUGGAUGAUUACACAAGCUACAGGCGUUCCUGUAUCGGGGGUUGAAGUGGACGGCGCCUGGUGGCACUGCAAAUAUGCUCCCCCAACAUUUAUACCGCUCAUGAUGACCACUUCAAAAUUAGAAGAUGACCUCAUCUCUAUUCUACGAGCUUCGAAUACGACCGCUCUAUUGUUCUGCUACUUCAACAACAGAGAUGCUUUCGAGGACUAUUUAAAGUACUAUUCAGGCAAAGUUCUUAUUAUCAUCGGUCCAAAAGGCAAAGGAGUCCAUACAGACCCAAAACCGUUUGGCGACCUUAACGAUACUUGGAAACUAUGGAAAAGUCAAGAAGUCAGAAGUAGCAUGGACUAUAUUGCAGUAUAUCUAAAAAAUAUUUAUAAUUUCUAA
This is a messenger RNA of Diatraea saccharalis (sugarcane borer), 597 nucleotides long. NCBI's taxonomy places the organism in Eukaryota, Metazoa, Arthropoda, Insecta, Lepidoptera, Crambidae. The record is from the annotation of a GenBank genome assembly.